Eufriesea mexicana is the source of this 3074-nucleotide messenger RNA. Its product is annotated as disintegrin and metalloproteinase domain-containing protein 10. The transcript is spliced from 17 exons. Lineage: Eukaryota; Metazoa; Arthropoda; Insecta; Hymenoptera; Apidae. Gene Ontology annotation, cellular component: plasma membrane. Gene Ontology annotation, biological process: membrane protein ectodomain proteolysis; Notch signaling pathway. The record is from RefSeq and is a predicted model, not a curated record. Gene Ontology annotation, molecular function: metalloendopeptidase activity.
UUUCCGUCUGUCCAAAGUGGAUGGGGGUGAAAAUGUUCGGAGUGUUGCUGGCAUGUGUCUGGCUGGUUGCCGGCUCCCCGUUACAUCCCUGGCCGCUAAUACCGCACAAAGCGAUCACUCAUGGCUCGUACAUCAGACACUACAGUGCCGUUUGGUACGACACCGCGGCUCUAAGGGAACAUCGCAGCAGAAGCCGUCGUGACACUUCAGCUUCCGGGCAUCCCGCAGACGCGACGCUGAAUCUACGUCUUCACGCCCUCGACAGAGUCUUCAAGAUGAGGCUGGUCAGGGACACGAGCUUAUUCCACGAGAACGUGGUCUUCGAGGGAUCGAAUGGCCGGCAAAUCGCGUUCGAUCCGAAACACGCCUACAGUGGAAUCCUGGAGGACGACGAGAACUCGUCGGUGCAUGGGAUCGUGACGGCGGAAGGACUGUUCGAUGGGACCAUCUCGACGGCAUCCGACGAGAUCUACAUCGAGCCAGCCAGCAGAUACGCUCCUCUCGUCUGCCAUCGGCAAGAUGGCGGAGAUAAAGGCACGACAGACGCUAUGCAUCACCAUACGAUCGCUUACCGCUCAGUGGACGUGAGCGUUCCUCUCAGCAAUGGAUAUCCGUGUGCCAGCGAGCUCCUGCGAGAGAACAUGUUAAACGAAUUAAGGACGAACAGGACGUGGAGUGGAUAUCUCGGGGACACAAUGCGGCCGCUUUAUCAACACCUGAACGAGGGAAAGUCCCGCGCCAAGCCGGGCUUCUAUCCGAAAGACGUCAGGAAGAAAGACCCCAUGGCGAGCUCGCACAAUUUAGAGCUGCUCGACAGAUUGUACAGGGAACGAUACUCGAGAGUGCUUCGCAAGCGAACCUCCGUGGACCCGAAGAAGACCACUUGCAUGUUGUACUUGCAAGCGGAUCACACGUUCUACGAUCAUUACAAGUCCGAAGAGGCCAGCAUCGAGGUGAUGACUCGUCACGUGCAGCGUGUCAACUUCAUCUAUAGGUACACCGAUUUUAACCAGGACGGCCAGCCAGACAACAUUAGCUUCAUGAUAAAGCGCGUGAAAGUCCAUGGCGAAGACGCACCGAACGACUCGGGCUACCGGUUCACCGGUACUUACGGGGUCGAGGAAUUCCUCGAGCUCUUCUCCGAGGAGGACUACGACGCCUUCUGCCUGUCGUACAUGUUCACCUACCGUGACUUCGAGAAGGGAACACUGGGUCUAGCAUGGACAGGAGAUCUGAAAAACGCGGGCGGAGUUUGCGAGAAAAAUGGGCACUACAGGGGUAGCAUGAAAUCGCUGAACACCGGUAUAAUCACCCUCCUGAACUACGGCAAACACGUACCACCGACGGUUUCUCACGUCACCCUCGCACACGAGAUCGGUCACAACUUCGGAUCCCCUCACGACCCCGACGAGUGCUCGCCCGGAGGAGAAGACGGAAAUUUCAUAAUGUUCGCGAGAGCCACCAGCGGGGACAAACGAAACAACAAUCGCUUCAGCCCGUGCAGCCUGGUCUCCAUAAAUCCCGUUCUAAAUGCCAAGGCCCGCUCGUCCAAGGGAUGCUUCGCCGAGCCCCAAAACGCCAUCUGCGGGAACGGGGUGGUGGAAGAUGGCGAAGAGUGUGAUUGCGGAUGGGAGGAGGACUGCAACGACCCUUGUUGCCACCCUCAACGACUCCAUCAUGCUCAUCACGAGGUACCUUGUCGUCUUGCCGAUGGUGCAGUGUGCAGUCCCAGUCAGGGCCCCUGCUGCACAUCCGGCUGUACUGUGCGCAACGGCGAUAAGUGCAGGGACGACAACGGUUGCAGGGACGCGAGCUUUUGCGACGGCCGUGGUCCCCAGUGCCCGCCAUCCAUCAACAAGCCCAACAAGACCAUAUGCAACGAGGAAUUCGUCUGCUACAUGGGGGUGAGUACGGGGGGUUUAUGCGCGUAGACUGGCACUUUAUCGGGCUCUUGCAUUGCUUGCAGGAAUGACGAUCCUCCGACCAAAAGCUGCGAACUCUGUUGUAAAUUGCCAGGAGAGGAUCAACCAUGCCUAUCAUCGUUCGCGUGGAAUUCAGCGCCUUACGAUAUACCUGACAUGCUGUCGAAGCCAGGCACGCCGUGCAACGAUUACAAUGGCUAUUGCGACGUCUUCCAAAGAUGUCGAGAGGUGGAUCCCAGCGGACCGCUGGCCACUCUGAGGAGACUCCUUCUGUCGGACGCCAGUCUAGCGAGCUUCCAACGCUGGGUGGUGAAUCGGUGGUACAUCGUCGCUGCGAUCGUGUUCGUUCUACUGCUGAUCGUGGUGUUCGUGACGUGCCUGCUGAGCAAACGGCGCAACAGCCGCGCGAAAAUUCUGCCGGACGCGAGGGAUCAGCCUCGCGCGAGCUGCGAAGCGACGAACACGAGCGACGAGGCGGCAAGGGAGCGCUCGUCCGUGCGGAAGAUACGAUCUAUGGACAUUUCGUGGCUGAAAAGGAGGAUCGUGGAGACGAUGAAGAGCAUCGCGUCGCCGCGGCGCAAGAAGGACGCGUCCUCGGAGGGAAGCACGUUCCUCUCGAGGAUUUCACGACUACUGGCCAGAGAUUCGGUCGCGUCCACGUCCGAGGAGCAAUCGUCGAACGAGGUGGAGCAGCUGUGCAAAGGCAGCGGAGACGAUGCGAGAGAAACGACGAAAGGGAACGGGACCAGGCUAAAGGCGAGAAACGCGGAACGCGUGAUCUUUUCAUCUGCAAAGGAGAUCGGCGCGUGGAGACGCGUCUGUCUGCUGUUCGUCGGGAAUCGCGGUGCAAGUUCCUCCCCGACGAGGAGAAAAUCGAGCAACGCGGAGUCGUCGAAGCGGAACCCUGCUUGGAGGAAGACCGUUCAGGUGGAGAAACUGUGCACCGGCUCGAAGGUGAUCGUAAACUCUUGCAGGAGAGGGGACAGGUGUCAGAGAGAGCCCCUGGUGGCCCCGGACACUCCCGACACUCCUGGCGAGACGUCGGAAACGAGGAGUCAGACGUCGGAUUUAACCGUGCUACUUCGCGAUAGUUAGUUCCGAAGGAGGACGUGUCGUGAACCGAAUGUUCCUUCGUUGUACCUUCGCGUUGAA